Messenger RNA from Monosiga brevicollis MX1, 2141 nucleotides. RefSeq lists its product as uncharacterized. The transcript is spliced from 5 exons. Lineage: Eukaryota; Choanoflagellata; Craspedida; Salpingoecidae. The coding region runs from base 1 to 2004 and encodes 667 amino acids. The record is from RefSeq and is a predicted model, not a curated record.
AUGUCGUUUGUGGCCAUUGUCGGUACCUCGGGCUACGUGGGUCAGGCCACGGUGCAGGCCUUUGCCAAAUCUUUCCCCAAGAUCAAGGUCAAGGCCGGCGUGCGCGACCCAAGCGCCGAGAAGGCCCAGCCCCUCAAGGCCGGUGACAACAUCGAGCUCACCAAGAUUGACAUGAACGAUGCCGAGAACAUGAAGGCCGAGUUCAAGGGUGCCGAUGCCGUCUACAUCAUUACCCCCGGCCAUAUCGACCGCACCAAGAUUACGAUUGGUGCCAUUGAUGCUGCCAAGGCUGCUGGCGCCAAGUACAUUGCCAUCGUCUCCUUCCCCACGGCUUACUCGGACUCGUGCUUUGGCAAGCAGAUUGGCCCCGUCGAGGACCACCUCAAGGCCAGCGGCGUCACGUACGCCAUCCUCCGCCUGCCCAUGUUCAUUGACAACUUCUGGGGUCUGGCCGCCGGUAUCAAGGGCGACAACAAAAUUUACGCCCCCGUCAAGCCCGAGGCGGCCUACUGCCCCAUCUCGGUUGAGGACAUUGGUCUGGCCAGUGCCACCAUCCUCGCCCACCCCAAGAAGCACAAGAACAAGACCUACACUCUGACCACCCCCAAGAACAUCGCUCAUGCCGACAUUGCCAAGGUCUUCAGUGAGGUGCUGGGCCGCCAGAUCGACUAUGUGCAGGUUCCCUACGAGGCUGCCAAAAAGGCCUUUAUGGAUCUGGGCGUGCCCGAGUGGCAGGCAGAUGGCGUGAUGGAGCUGUACAAGUACGUCGAUUCCGGUGACAAGAUGGUCACUACCCCAACCAAGGACUUUAAGAAGAUCGUCGGUAAGGAGGCCAAGGGCUUUAAGCAAUGGCUCGAGCCCGUCAAGGAGAGAGAAGGAGAGAGAAAAGAGAGAAAAAGGUCGAGCAAAGACACAAAGAGAGAGAGAGAGAGAGAGAGAGAAAGAGAGAGAAGAGAGAGAGAGAGAGAGAGAGAGAGAGAGAGAGAGAGAGAGAGAGAGAGAGAGAGAGAGAGAGAGAGAGAGAGAGAGAGAGAGAGAGAGAGAGAGAGAGAGAGAGAGAGAAAUGAAUUGGUAAAGAUACAAAGAGAGAAAAGGAGAGAGAGAAAGAGAGAGAGAGAACCAGUCAUCAUGACCACUGUCGCCACCGUUGGUACCUCCGGCUACGUUGGCCAGGCCACUGUGCAGGCCUUGGCCAAGGCCUUCCCCAACGUCACGGUCAAGGCCGGUGUCCGCGACCCGACCGCCGACAAGGCCCAGGCCCUCAAGGCCGGUGACAACAUCAAGCUCACCAAGAUUGACAUGAACGAUGCCGAGAACAUGAAGGCCGAGUUCAAGGGCGUUGAUGCCGUCUACGUCAUUACCCCCGGCCAUAUCGACCGCGCCAAGCUGACCAACAACGCCGUUGAUGCUGCCAAGGCUGCCGGCGCCAAGUUCGUGAUGGUCGUCUCGGUCCCCACCGCCUACACCGACUCAUGCUUUGGCCGUCAGUGCGGCGAGAUUGAGGAUCAUGUCAAGGCCGCUGGUAUCCCCUACUGCAUCCUCCGCCUGCCCAUGUUCAUUGACAACUACUGGGGUCUCCAGCAGGGCAUCAAGAACGACAGCAACAUUUACAGCCCCACCAAGCCCGAGGCGGCAUACACCCCCAUUGCAGUCGAGGAUGUCGGUCUGGCCAGCGCCACCAUCCUUGCCCACUCCGAGAAGCACCACAAUACCAAGUACACCCUCUCCUCCAAGUCCAUCGACCACACCACCAUUGCCCAGGUCUUUAGCGAGGUUUUGGGCCGCAAGAUCAACUACGUCCAGGUUCCCUACGAGGCUGCCAAGCAGGCUUUCAUGGGUCUGGGCAUGCCCGAGUGGCAGACUGACGGUGUCCUCGAGCUCUACCGCUACGUCGAUGCCGGCAGCAAGAUGGUCAACACCGCAACCGAUGACUUCAAGACCAUCACCGGUCAGGAGCCCAAGAGCUUCAAGGAGUGGCUGCAGCCCGUCAAGGAGGCCUUUUAAGAGCCCGGUCACCACUCGCCGCCUCUUUGUGUGCGCACCCACGUGUGCAGGUUUUAGGAUUUUUUCUGUAGCCCGGCGUCCACCCUGAGUUGCCCAAAGCUGAACACUUGCACACACUUCAAUUGAGCCAUGUGUGC